Molecule: messenger RNA, 4671 nt
Organism: Platichthys flesus (European flounder)
Lineage: Eukaryota; Metazoa; Chordata; Actinopteri; Pleuronectiformes; Pleuronectidae
Product: neural cell adhesion molecule L1-like
Biological process (GO): axon guidance; cell-cell adhesion
Cellular component (GO): axon; plasma membrane
Molecular function (GO): protein binding
Source: RefSeq, a predicted model, not a curated record
AUGAUUCCUCUCGUAUUCCUGAUACCCACUCCUCACGUGGAAUGGAAGAAGAAGGACGGCAGCCUGGAGGAGACCAGCGGCGUGGUGGAGAACUCCGACCGCUGGCUCACGUUCAGCAGCAUCACGGAGGCCGACGACGGAGAAUACGAGUGUCGAGCCUUCAACCUCCACGGCUCCACGGCUCACUCGUUCACCGUCACUGUGGAAGCGGCUCCUCAUUGGACGAAGGAGCCUCAGAGCCUCCUCUACGCUCCGGGGGAAACUGUGCGACUGGAUUGUCAGGCUGAAGGAAUCCCGACCCCGACUAUCACCUGGAGCAUCAACGGGCAGCAGAUCACAGACGUGGACGCUGAAUCCCGUCGCACCGUGUUGGGCGGUGUGUUGAAGCUGAGGGAAGUUGUGUUUGCUGACACCGCUGUGUAUCAGUGUGAGGCCUCCAACAAACAUGGCACCAUCCUCCUCAACACCUACAUCUACGUCAUUGAGCUGCCUCCUCAGAUCCUGUCCUCUGACGGAGUCGUGUACAGAGUCGCUGACGGCAAAGACGUCAAGAUGCACUGCUCCUCGUUCGGCUCUCCACGACCACACGUCACAUGGGAGAGUGAGGACACACCUCCUCUGCUGUCUGACCCUCGGGUCGGCCUGCUGACCAACGGCACCAUGGAGCUGUCGGGCGUCAGCCACGAGGACAGUGGAACCUACACCUGCUCCGUCCAACACACCAACAUCUCCAUCACCGCACAUCUGGAAGUUUUCAAUCGCACGGUGAUUCUGACGAGUCCCCAGGACGUCCGUGUCCUCCGAGGAACCAGCGCUCUGCUCGACUGUGGCUUCUACCGGGACCCGCGGCUGCUCCACUACCAGAUCGUCUGGAAGAGGGACGGACAGAAGCUGCUGGAGACGUCAGAGAGCGACAAGUACACUUUCUUCAAUAACGGAACUUUGAAAGUGACGAACGUCCAAUCAGUGGACUCGGCUCACUACUCCUGUGAGGUCAUCACUGACCUGGACAACGUGCAAGCCAACGGCUCCAUCACCGUCGUGGCUCGACCCGACCCCCCCAAAGACCUGUCCCUGUCCAACUUGGCGGACCACAGCCUCACACUCAGCUGGAUCCCGGGACACUCACACAACAGCCCCAUCACAGAGUACGUGGUGGAGGCGAGGGAGGAGCAGCACACGGAGGAGGGCGAGUGGAAGUGGGAGCAGUGGCAGGAGGUGCCAGCCGACUUCAACCACCUGCAGCUGAAGCUCCACCCCUACUGCACCUACCGCUUCCGGGUCAUCGCCAUCAACGCCAUCGGCCGCAGCCACCCCAGCAAGGCCUCGGAGUACCACAGCACGCCACCUGCUGUUCCUGACUCUAACCCCACUGGUGUCCGCAGCGACUCCACAGACCCAAAGACUCUGAUCAUCACGUGGGAUGAGAUGGACAGGCGUUUCCACUACGGCCAGGACUUCCAGUACAAGGUGUCGUGGCGGCAGGCCGGGGGAAAGAGCGUGCACUGGAACCACAGCUACACCAAGGCCCCCCCGUUCCCAGUGAACGACACCGGGACCUACGCCCCGUUUGAGAUCAAAGUCCAGGCCGUCAACUCGCUCGGAGACGGACCAGAACCGGUACCAGAGGUCGGACACUCUGGAGAGGACGUACCUGAGGAGGCGCCCACGGGAGUCGAGUCCACGGUGAUGAACAGCACCGUGCGGGUCCAGUGGAGCGAGGCGCAGGGCGUCCGGGGGAAGCUGCUGGGACACAAGAUCUACAUCCGGAGGCUGGGCCCCCUGGUGGGGCGGGGCCGGAGGUCUCUGGGGAAGCUGCACCACGGGGACGAGCGAGGGGACCGGUCGGACCGAGGGACGGACAGAGACACAGCCAGCAGAGUGGUGGUCGUCCACGGCUUGAAGACGUCCCAGGAGGUGACGGGGCUGCAGCUGUUCUCCUCGUACGAGCUGUCCAUCACUGUCUUCAACAGCAAAGGGGAGGGGCCUCACUCGCUGCCUCACCGCUUCAGCACGCCAGAAGGAGCUCCGGGUCCUCCUGCAUCCCUGAGGUCUGAGAGCCCGACAGAGAAAUCCCUGAUUCUCUUCUGGACGCCUCCAGUCGAAACCAACGGGAUCCUGCUGGGAUACAUGGUUCAGUACCAACAAGAGGUGGAGAGCAGAGACAGUCCUCUGCAGAUGGAGUUCAUCAGUGAUCCCAACGUGACUCACAUCGUGUUGGACCAUCUGGACCCCAGCAGCCACUACACCUUCAAGGUGAUAGCCCGCACCGCCACCGGGGACGGCCCCCCCGUCACUCUGAGUGGCGCCACCCUGCUGGACGGAGUUCCUCCAUCGAACGUCACCAUCGUGCAGGACAACACGUCCUUCAACCUGAGCUGGGUUCCUGGAGAGAGAGACAGGAACCACGGCUUCCACUUCCGCUACCUGAGGAAGAGCGGUGGGGGCGAGUGGGAGGAGUCAGAGCUAGUGAACUCCUCGCAGGGUUUCUAUUCGCUGACAGGCCUCCAACCAGGAACUCAGUACCACCUCAUGAUCCUCCAUGGGAACGUCACUCAGUGGCAGGAGGAGGGGUGGACCAUCGGACCAGUGCCCUCGGAGAUGCCCGCCGGCUUCGCCACCCAGGGCUGGUUGAUCGGACUCGUCAGCGCCAUCGUGCUGCUGAUCCUGAUCCUGCUCAUCCUCUGCCUCAUCAAACGCAGCCGGGGCGGGAAGUACGCAGUGAAGGACAAGGAAGACAAGGAGGUGGACUCUGAAGCUCGACCAAUGAAAGACGAGACCUUUGGAGAAUACAGGUCUCUGGAGAGCGACGGGGACGAGAAGCGCUCGGACAGCCAGCGGUCGCUGGGCGAGGACAGCAAGCUGGGCAGCGAGGACUCUCUGGCCGAGUACGGAGACAGCGUGGACAUCCAGUUCAACGAGGACGGCUCCUUCAUCGGCCAGUACAGCAACCGGGGGCCCGUCCCCCCCGGACACGAGAGCUCCGGCCCUGCCUCCCCCGUCACAGCCGCCCCGCCUCCCCCCCUCGCUCCGUCCAUGUCGAGCAUCCUGAACCGGCCCACCUAGACACACACACUCACACACACACACACACACACACAACAACACACACACACACACUGAGGGACACACCGCUGCUGACUCCACUGCCUGUAAUGUCACACACACACAGUCUCAGUACAUUCCACAGGUUUACACAGUUCAUCUGUUUACAGGAUGUGUCACCUUUUCUACCACGUUUACAAACACACACACACACACACACACCUGUAGAUGCACUUGCACACACACACACACAGAAAAUAUGCUCAAUCAGAUCCCUCUCCUGAACGGAGGAGGGACAGAGAGGUGCAGGACAGGAGAGGAAGAUGAAGGUGAAGAUGAAGAAAAGGGAAAAGUAAAACCAAAAUGUGGAAACACUUUGUAGAAACAUUGAAGUCUGUCACCAGUUUUAAUUUCCACGCAUCUUCAGACUUCACCACAAUGUGUCUUUGUCGUUUCCAAGUUGCUUGUGUUGUUUUUGUGUAUAUAAGUUAGUGUGCAUGCGUCUGGGGAUGAUCUGGCAGAUUUGUGUUGUGUGCGCGGCUGAACCCUAAGAUGCAUGACCCUCUGAGUCCUUCUGUUAGACUCCACAUUAAUGAGUCUAAGGAGUGACGGUCACUCUGUGCGUGUCUGUGUGCGAUUGUGUACUCUCCGUCCCUGACCUGCGGCGAUGAGGGGUCCGUUGCCUUAAGUGAGUCCAGUCGAUCCUCCUCUCCUUCUGUCAAUCAUCCCUCUCUCCUCACCCUCCCUGCUCCUCCAUCCUCCCGUUCACGAGGCAGGAGCAGGAAGUUGUGUUGACGCUCGGCAGCGUAACACAACACACGGACAAAACCACAAAGACUAGAAAACGAAAAAUACAAAAAACAAGGUAAAAACGUGUUUGACAGAUUUACGAGGUGCAAUCGAGAAGGUCAGAGAAGUUCCGGGUUGUGAAGCAAGGGGGCGCCAUAGAGUUCAACCCAAAUGAGCAGGAACUCGCAUACAAGUGGUGAUGGACUUCCUUCCCAUUAGAGCCAGUAGAGGAACUGGUCCUUCUGUUGUUUCCACCAGUGCGUCAUGUUCAAUGUCAUGACCACACUGAGGCCCCCCCCCCCACACACACACACACACACACUGAGACGCAGGGGGAUGUGGUGUCAUGGCGAAUCCGUUCAUCCAAACACAAGUCACAGAAAACCACUUAGUUUGUAAAGGUCCUCACACACGGAAACACAAACUCACACAUGUCAUAUACACACAUCACACAUCACACACACACACAGGGUCGUCCUCUGUAGCAAAAACCCAAUGGGACCCUCUGAAGGAGGGAGGGAGGAUGGAGGAGGAGGAGGAGGAAGAGGAGGAGCUGACAGAGAGAGAGAAGCUGACGUUUCGUUCUCUGAAUGUAAAUAGAACCUCGAGAUUGUCAUUUUUUUAUUUCCAUGGCUUCUUUUAUAAGAUGAUGAAAUUGUAAUUUUUUUUAAAUAUCCGUUGCUCUGUUUUGAUUUUGUACGACAGCGCCCCCACGCUGUGGCGUUUGUAUCAUGUACCCCCCCCCCCCCCACACCACCAUCGUCUCCUCGUAGGUUUUCCUCGUUUAGAAGCCCAGAGACAUUUAGAGUAGAACCAUAGUGAGAACAACCCCCCCCC